CUUGACAGAGCGCAGCAGUGCGCCGCGCUCCUCCUCUCUCCUCGUGUGCACUCAUCCCUGCUUAACGCGUGUGAUGCCAAGUAGGACACAUCCUCCGUAAAAACGGGAAAAUAAUCGUGAAAGAAGUCAGUCCAAUUUUGAUUUCGCGGGGGUUUAGAAGUUGGCGAGUGAUAACUUCCGUCUCAAGUGUGCUGUAUGUUGUAAUUCCCCCACUUUGGAUGACAAGAAGAGAACUAACAGAAGACCUCAACCUAACUUUUUGUACGCUUUGAAGCAUUUUUGAAUGAAAAUCAUGGAUAUUUGUGCGCGAAAUGAGACGUCUGCGUCUCCGGCGUGCGUUGCAGCGCAAACGGAUGCACUGCAAUCUGGAGCCGGUAACGGGAGCCUGGAGACCUCAAACAUCACCUGCUGCAACGUUUCCUCAAUCCUUACACCUCCGCACGCGAGGCAGAAAGAUGAGGACCACACACUGCGAAUCCUGCUCUACUCCCUCAUCUUCUUCCUGAGCGUGGUUGGAAACCUGCUGAUCAUCGUGGUGCUGACGGUCAAUAAACGAAUGCGCACCGUGACCAACACCUUCCUGCUGUCGCUGGCUGUCAGCGACCUGAUGAUGGCUAUAUUCUGCAUGCCCUUCAACCUCAUCCCCAGCAUCCUCAAGGACUUCAUCUUUGGGGCCACCAUGUGCAAAAUUGUCUCCUACCUCAUGGGAAUAUCGGUGAGCAUCUCCACUUUUAGCCUGGUUGCCAUAGCCAUAGAGCGCUACAGUGCCAUAUGUAACCCCCUGAAGUCGCGGGUGUGGCAGACGCGUUCUCAUGCCUAUAAAGUGAUUGCUGUAACAUGGGUGCUGGCCUUCACCAUCAUGAUCCCGUAUCCCAUCAUCAGUCACCUGGAGGCUUUUCAGCGUCCAGACAACACCACGGCUCAUCAGUGUCGCCACAAGUGGCCCAUCGCAAAGGCUCAGCAGGCCUGGUACAUCCUGCUGCUGCUUGUGCUGUUUGCAAUCCCAGGGGUGGUGAUGAUUGUAGCCUAUGGACUCAUCUCCAGAGAGCUCUACAGAGGCAUCCAGUUUGAGAUGGGCCACAAAAAGGACUCGACUGAUGUAAAGAAUGGCCUGACCUCCACCAUGUCUGCUGGUAGCGAUGACGGCGAUGGUUGCUACGUUAAUGUUGCCCAGGGGCCGCACUCCAUGGAGAUGUCUAGCAUGGCGGCGUCGGUCAAAGCGGUCAAGACCGAGAGGCCGCGCAGUAACACAUCGAGUGCCAAGCUGGAGGCCAAGAAGCGUGUCAUCCGUAUGCUGGUGGUCAUUGUAGUCCUGUUCUUCCUCUGCUGGAUGCCUCUGUACUGUGCCAACACCUGGCGGGCUUUCGAUGACCUCUCUGCCAAACGUGCCCUCUCAGGGGCACCCAUCGCUUUCAUCCAUUUGCUAUGUUACACCUCCGCCUGCGUCAACCCCAUUAUUUACUGUUUCAUGAACACACGUUUCCGCAAUGCUCUGCUCGCCACGUUCUCAUGCUGUGCUGCACCAUGCAAACGUCGACGCCGCCGGGGUUUACGAGACACUGAGGAGGAUGUUAUGGCAACGGGAGCAUCCAUAUCUAAGUUCAGUUACACGACAGUCAGCACCAUGGGAACCUGCUGAGCUAGAAUGAUGCAGGCAGACUACAGGAAAGACAGUUACUACGGCAACACUGCUCCUCACAUCCUUUGUUUUUAGGCUAUCUCAAAGGAACUGUAUGGUGGAGGGGGAAAUGCUGUAUAGUGUAGCAGUAAAGAAACUUCAACUAUAACUGUGAGUAAAUUAUGUAGGGAGUGUUAAAGAAAUCUUACAGUGUAAAUACCUCCAUAGCUAUACAACAUGACACACAGUUAUCUCAUGUCCCACUGGACCAAGGCACAUCUUUCGCUAUACUGUUUACAGCAGGGCGUGUGUGGUUUUAUGCACUGGUUUUAGGCUGUGUGAUAUGCGAGGGAGGAAGUAUGUUGCUUUGUAGUUUUUUGUAGCUUAAAAAAAAGGGACAUUUGCCAUGUAAUUUAAGGGUGUGUGAUUUUUUUGCUGUCUGGUGUUAAUCUGUGAGAAUGACAGUAAUUCAGCUGCCUUGUGCACUAAGUGCCUGCUUCUACAAACUAUAUGCUCCUGCUGAUGUGCCUCAUUCAUCACAGGCAAAAAACAUUACACAGAAAUAGCAAAAUGGGAAAAUUGGGAGUAAGACCAAAAGAUCUUGUUGACAACCUGAAACCGUCCUUAGAAGGAAGGGAUUUCCUGUAGAUUUCCACUGGUGAAGGAGUGGGUUGCAAGUUGUGCAUUGCUUCACAGUCUUGACUGAAAACACUUCAGGAGCAUAAACAGCUUAGAUAAGCAGCAGUGCUUUGGUUGUAAACAGAAUGCUAGCCCUCUGUGCAUCCUUUAGAAACUAUUCUGUUCCAUUGAAAACAGUAUGGAGAUAUUUCAGUCCCUACAUCAGUACAAUAAAUCCCUAAUUUCAUUACCCAUUGGCUUCAUCUGACACAGGUCUAACCUUUGG
Molecule: messenger RNA, 2522 nt
Organism: Notolabrus celidotus (New Zealand spotty)
Lineage: Eukaryota; Metazoa; Chordata; Actinopteri; Labriformes; Labridae
Gene: cckbrb
Product: cholecystokinin receptor
Exons: 5
Coding region: 284-1639 (451 amino acids)
Biological process (GO): neuropeptide signaling pathway
Cellular component (GO): membrane
Molecular function (GO): gastrin receptor activity; neuropeptide receptor activity
Source: RefSeq, a predicted model, not a curated record